Molecule: messenger RNA, 471 nt
Organism: Fomitopsis serialis
Lineage: Eukaryota; Fungi; Basidiomycota; Agaricomycetes; Polyporales; Fomitopsidaceae
Exons: 2
Coding region: 1-471 (156 amino acids)
Source: RefSeq, a predicted model, not a curated record
AUGAGGACAAUCGACGAUACCUACGGGGACUCGGUGACCGGCGUCCUCCCUACUUAUGGUGCCAAUUGGAAUGCUGGGCAAACGUGCUCUGGGUGUGCAGUCCAACCGAGUCCGAGCGGGACAUACAGAGGCACUUGGCACGACACAACUUCGGACAACCCGAACUCGACUACGGGUCACGCUGUAACGCUGGAAUUCACGGGAACGGCAAUCUCGGUGUAUUGCAUCCUUGUUAACUCCGGCAGUCCAUAUGUCACUAUCGCGUCGUACAUCAGCUUCGAGAUGGACGGCGACCCAGCUGGUACAUAUACCCAUAACCCGGAUACAAGUGCUGGUGCCGCGCAAUAUGUGUAUAAUGCCACUGUUUUCAGUCAGACGGGUCUCAGCAACGCGUCGCACACGCUGCUGAUGAACGCGACGCAGGGAUCUCAAGCGUCACUUGUGUUGUUUGAUUGGGCCAUGUACACGUGA